UGGCGGCUUCCGUGGGUGCAGCCUGAGAAGCCUGAGGUCACAGUGUCACAGCACAGCUCCUGUCCUCCCCCAGGUUCCUGCCUGAAUACCAGCUUGGGAGCUCCCCACUGCCUGCAGCCACCUCCGACCAGCCCCCCAUCACCAUGCACUCCUUGGACGAACCGCUCGACCUGAAGCUGAGCAUCACCAAGCUCCGUGCGGCGAGAGAAAAGCGGGAGAGGACGCUGAGUGUGGUCCGGCACCGGGCUCUGCACAGGGACCUCGGCCUGGUGGGUGACAGCCCCACCCCGGGCUCUCCGGGCUCCCCGCCCUCAGGCUUCCUGCUGAACCCCAAGUUCCCCGAGAAGGUAGAGGGACGCUUUUCGGCGGCCCCCCUGGUGGACCUCAGCUUGUCACCGCCGUCUGGGCUGGAUUCCCCCAAUGGCAGCAGCUCCCUGUCCCCUGAGCGCCAGGGCAACGGGGACCUGCCUGCAGUGCCCACUGCCCCGGACUUCCAGCCACUGCGCUAUCUAGAUGGCGUCCCUAGUUCCUUCCAGUUCUUCCUGCCUCUAGGCUCCGGGGGGGCCCUGCACCUGCCUGCUUCCUCCUUCCUCACCGCCCCCAAGGACAAGUGCCUCUCACCAGAGCUCCCCCUGCCCAAACAGCUGGUGUGUCGCUGGGCCAAGUGUAACCAGCUCUUCGAGCUCCUGCAAGACCUGGUGGAUCACGUCAAUGACUACCAUGUCAAGCCUGAGAAGGACGCAGGGUACUGCUGUCACUGGGAGGGCUGUGCCCGCCAUGGCCGAGGCUUCAAUGCCAGGUACAAGAUGCUCAUCCACAUCCGCACACACACCAAUGAGAAGCCACACCGCUGCCCCACCUGCAGCAAGAGCUUCUCUCGCCUGGAGAAUCUGAAGAUCCACAACCGCUCGCACACAGGUGAGAAGCCCUAUGUCUGCCCCUACGAGGGCUGCAGCAAGCGCUACUCCAACUCGAGCGACCGCUUCAAGCACACACGCACACACUACGUAGACAAGCCCUACUACUGCAAGAUGCCCGGCUGCCACAAGCGCUACACAGACCCCAGCUCGCUGCGCAAGCACAUCAAGGCCCAUGGCCACUUCGUGUCUCACGAGCAGCAAGAGCUCCUGCAACUGCGCCCACCCCCCAAACCACCGCUGCCCACCCCCGACGGCGGCCCCUAUGUCAGCGGAGCCCAGAUCAUCAUCCCCAACCCUGCUGCCCUUUUUGGAGGCCCCGGCCUGCCUGGCCUGCCCCUGCCCCUGGCCCCUGGCCCCCUUGACCUCAGUGCCCUGGCCUGCGGCAAUGGUGGGGGCGGUGGGGGAGCGGGGGGCAUGGGCCCCGGGCUGCCGGGCCCCGUCUUGCCCCUCAAUCUGGCCAAGAACCCGCUGCUGCCCUCACCCUUUGGGGCUGGUGGACUGGGCCUGCCUGUGGUCUCCCUCCUCGCUGGCUCCGCUGGCGGCAAGGCAGAGGGGGAGAAGGGGCGUGGGGCAGUGCCAGCCAGGUCUCUGGGCAUGGAGGGCCGCAAGACGCCCCUGGAGAGGACUGAGAGCAGCCGCUCCCGGCCAAGCCCUGACGGACUCCCCCUGCUGCCAGGCACCGUGCUGGACCUGUCCACGGGUGUCAACUCAGCAGCCAGCAGCCCAGAGGCACUCGCUCCUGGUUGGGUGGUCAUCCCGCCGGGCUCCGUGCUGCUCAAGCCAGCCGUGGUGAACUGAACCCGCCUGCAGGAUGGCUACCCGCAGCCCAGCUAGCAGCUCCCGGCCCUGCCCCGACGAACGGAAACUCUUCUGCGAAAUAGCAAUAAUGUCCUCCUGCCCCCGGGGCCCGCCCUGUGUCCCCCAGGCGGACCCAGCCCCAGACAAGCUGGGCAGCAAGGAUGGUGCUAGAAGGUCAAUGGUGGUGUCCCAGGCUCU
Neomonachus schauinslandi (Hawaiian monk seal) is the source of this 1916-nucleotide messenger RNA. It is a transcript of the gene GLIS2, whose product is annotated as GLIS family zinc finger 2. Gene Ontology annotation, molecular function: DNA-binding transcription factor activity, RNA polymerase II-specific; RNA polymerase II cis-regulatory region sequence-specific DNA binding. Lineage: Eukaryota; Metazoa; Chordata; Mammalia; Carnivora; Phocidae. The transcript has 6 exons. Bases 144 to 1718 code for a protein of 524 amino acids. The record is from RefSeq and is a predicted model, not a curated record. Gene Ontology annotation, cellular component: nucleus. Gene Ontology annotation, biological process: regulation of transcription by RNA polymerase II; smoothened signaling pathway.